CCGUCUCAUCUCAUAAUCUCCUCAAACAUGGAGCACACCGGCUGCGUCAACAUCUGCAGUCUCACCAGCACCUUACCGGUGAUCCCGUAUCGGAAACUAACGGACCUGCACUAUAUCAGUAAGGGAGGCUUCGGGACCGUGUUCAGGGCGCAGCACAGCGACUGGCGCACCACGGUGGCGAUCAAGUGCUUGAAACUGGAUUCACCGGUUGGUGAGAGGUGGGUUCAAAUAGCUGAUUUUGGCUUAUCUAAAUGGCGCCAGCUCUCUAUCACUAAAGGGUCCGGCUCCAAACCUGCUGAAAUGGGAGGCACGGUCAUCUAUAUGCCACCUGAGGAGUAUGAACCUUCCAAGAACCGCAGAGCUGAUGUCAAAUAUGACGUGUACAGUUACGCCAUCAUCAUGUGGGAAGUGCUUUCAAGACGGAUACCAUAUGAAGAGGCCACCAAUCCCAUGCAGAUCAUGUUCAGCGUUCUCCGCGGAUCGCGACCCGACACGGACCUGGACAGUCUGCCAGCAGACAUCCCCAGCCGAGAGACCCUCAUUAACCUCAUGACCUGCGGCUGGACCGCCAACCCAGAUGAACGGCCCUCCUUCCUCAAUUGUCUUAUUGAACUGGAGCCCAUGAUGAGAAGAUUUGAUGAGAUUGAUUUCUUGGAAGCAGUGUUGGAAGUCAAACGAAGUAAGUAUAUGAGGCCAUCAAGCUGCUGCUCAUCGACUCAAACAAACGGAAAAAGAAUUGAGGAAAAGAUUGUGAAGGAGCAAAAUGUCCCUUGGCCAGACAACAGUUCCACAUCUGGAUCAGGAUCCUGCUCUUCCCAGGAAGCAGAAAUGUCCCAUCCGGGCUUCCUUACCAUAUCAAAUCCCUCUCGAGGUGUGUCAGGUGCUCAGGCUGGCCCGCAGGCAUCAUUAAUGUCACUUCCACUUGAUUCUCCAAAGCCUCUUGUGGACCACUGCUCUCGGAACAACCUCAGUCCCGAAUACCAGACGGCGCAGCCUGUGUCCGACCUCAACAUACCUUUUAAACCGCAUACGCCUCAGAGUGAAAGCGACCUGGCUCUUGCCAUACAACCCCUCACGCUGCAGCCACACCCACAAGAUUUUGUCACAGCUUCGGACACUCAAGGUCCGGCGGCUCGCUGGAUUGCUGCCCGAAGGGAGGACAUCGUGCGGCAGAUGACGGAGGCGUGUCUCAAUCAGAGUUUAGACGCUCUGUUGUCCCGUGAGUUGCUGAUGCGCGAGGACUAUGAACUGGUCGUGAACCAGCCCACGCGUACCGCCAAAGUGCGGAAGCUUCUGGACACUUGCGAGCGGCAUAGCGAGGACUUCUGCCGUGUGGUUGUGCGGAAGCUCCAGGACAACAAACAGAUGGGCCUGCAUCCCUACCCCGACCUCGGCACCACCAGCCCUCCGCCGCCACCUUAUACAGCCCCCAGCGCCCCCUUCCUCUCCCACUCCUUCAACAACACACGAAACUUCUGACCUUCUCCCAGCUCCCAAUCACUUCUCUUGAACCGGAGCUCCUUGAGUCCUUCUUUCAGUUAAGGAUGGUUCCUGUUCACACGCUCUUACAUUUGUUUGUGCUGCUUGGCCGAUACGUUGUGUGCCUGGACAAGUGCUUUUGCCCCUGUGGUUAAGGUGUUGGUGCCUAUGACACACUUUUUAUGGUAUCAACUUGAACGCAUCGUACAAGGCCGACUAUGGUGAAAUAAUCACUUGGCUUGUGUUGACGUAAUGCCUAAAUCCUUGAUUAAAGGGAUGCAAAUUUAAGCAGUACGGUGGUUUGACAUCGUCACGUUUAAACCUUUAUUCCAGCCAUCAAAAGAAUCUGGUUGCUGCUACUUGGAAAAUCAGUGAAACGCCUAAGCAAUCGAUCCUGCACUUUUUUUCAUGCCAGCGAACUUGGUAAAAUAGAAGACUUGAGGUAAAGUUAUAAAGAAAUACACACCCUCCUGUAAUGCCAAGUAACGUCCAUAUUACUGCACAGUUACAUGUCUGGACUUGAUGAUAAACUCAUGUGAAUCUGUGGUUUCGUUCUUCCUUGUUUCCCACAGCGAGGGCUGUUCGUUGUUUCGCUUUGUGUUGAA
This is a messenger RNA of Sinocyclocheilus grahami, 2084 nucleotides long. Its product is annotated as receptor-interacting serine/threonine-protein kinase 2-like. The transcript has 9 exons. Gene Ontology annotation, molecular function: JUN kinase kinase kinase activity; ATP binding. The record is from RefSeq and is a predicted model, not a curated record. Lineage: Eukaryota; Metazoa; Chordata; Actinopteri; Cypriniformes; Cyprinidae. The annotation marks the transcript as partial. Gene Ontology annotation, biological process: regulation of apoptotic process; positive regulation of canonical NF-kappaB signal transduction; innate immune response.